CAAGCGGCCGGAUGAGCCCGCCAUGAUUCCUUCAAGGGAAUAUUGGUGGUCGAGUAGGACGAUCUCUGAUGAGACAAAGAGAACGAAGGAGCAGUACUCACAUUUGACGUGUGGUGAGGUGAUGUCAGAGAUCGUCAGAAGAACAUCUUUCGAGGUGCAUAGGGAGAGGGUUAUCGACUGUCAGCCCACACCCGGCAUGUUUGAUGGCUAGGACAAGGCUAAACCGAACCAACCAGCACUGCAAUGAUUGCACGAGGUGGACGAAGUAUUGAGGCCCAACGUCCAGCGAAAUGAUCGAGGACUCGCGGUCAAGAUUCCAGGUUCGGCUAAGUUGCCAAUAUAGUCCCAGAAUGAGAAGGAGCAACCAUUAUUACUUUUUCUCAGAAGGUGCCAGACAAUCCUUCUCUUCUCAUCUUCCACUUCCAAUCGACUAGUCACUUACUCCUGCACCGACAGCUACUCUCAUGUCACGAUGGACAGUCUCUCCGAGGAGACUUGGGACGUGGUGAUCGCCGGGACUAGCAUUCCACAAGCCCUCCUCGCAUUGUGAGUGGUUCAUAGUUGUUGGCCCCGGCCUCCAACUGACUGACCAAGCCAUCUCUCUUAGAGCUCUCUCACGAUCCGGGAAGAAGAUUCUUCAUGUUGAUCGUCAUGAAUAUUACGGUGGUGAGGAUGCUGGCUUGAGUCUCCAAGAAGCUGUGGAUUGGGCACACCAUCCCAUUCAAGGUCUUUGACCAUAUUUUUGAUGUUCAUGGACUCACUCGGCUGACAAUCCACAGCAGCCAGCCAUGUCUUCUCCGAGGCUUCGGUCUCUGUUGACGAUGGGCAAGCCGCUCCUCAUUCUACCGGCCGGCUCGCAUCAUCGAGAUCAUACACGUUGAGCCUGAAUCCGCAGAUCAUCUACGCGCAGUCUUCCUUCUUGCCUACCCUCGUGUCAUCACGAAUUCACUCUCAACUCGAGUUCCUUGCUGUAGGAUCCUGGUGGAUUCAUAGUGACAAGAAAUUGCACAGGAUUCCCAGCACUCGCGAAGAUGUGUUCAACGAUGAGACUCUUUCCAUGAAGGAUAAACGUGGUUUGAUGAAAUUCCUACGUUUUGCAUUGCAGCAAGAGGAGGACACUUCAUUUGAGGCAGUAGAUCCAGCCCUGUCCUUUACAAAUGUCCUUUCAAACACGUUCAAAAUCCGCGACAAUCUUCAGGCACCGCUACUGGCCUUGGCUCUUUCACCUACACCCGCAGCCUCCAUGCCCUUUUCCAUGGCGCUGAGCAGAAUCCGACGACACAUGCGCUCCAUGGGUUACUUUGGUCCUGGUUUCGGUGCAGUUGUUGCAAAAUAUGGUGGCAACUCGGAGAUGGCACAAGUUGCCUGUAGAGCCGGGGCUGUUGGCGGGGCCGUCUAUUUGUUGGGUCAUCAUCUGACAGAGGUCCAGCUUCCAACUUCGACGGUCAGUGGCGAGAGUACAGACGACUCUAGCCUUUUUCAUUGCACUCUUUCCGACGGGACACCGAUAAGGUCCAAAGUCGUUGUUGGUAGCUUGGACGAUCUACCUCCAGACAUGCCGCGUGCGUCGUCAGCUACGACUCAGGUGAAUGUUUGGAGGACCAUCAGCAUUGUUGCCGAUCCGCUGCGCAGCCUCUUUCCUCAGACUGCCGACAAUGGGCCCGUACCAGCGGUUGCGAUCGUAUUGGUGGACACUCCCACUUCGGAAGGUCCAGCCACAGGCCCAAUAUACCUGCAGGUUCAUUCUGAGGAUACUGGGGAGUGUCCAAGUGGUCAAUCUAUCAUUUACGCGUCUCUGAUGUCAGAGUCAGCCUCAGCUCAGGAACGUCUGAAAGCAGCAGUGGACGACUUCGUCGAGGGUUGUGGUGCUGUUCAGUCUGUCCUCUGGACCUUGUCAUACCGCGUUUCCACUUCCGAUCAACAGGGGACGCUUGGCGUCGACGACUUAGCCUCAAAGCUCUUUUGUUUUAGGCGCCGAGCUCAUGAUUUGUCCUUCUCCGAUGAUAUCAUCGCCUCGGUCAAAGAGGUGUGGACACAUAUUCUAGGCUCAGAGGCUGUAGACGAGCACUUUCUGCGCUUUGAAGAACGUGAGACUGAGGUCGAAGAUUGAGGACCUGGCCUCGAGACGAGGUUGAUAAAACCAAAUGACCAAGACAACUUGAUCGAUGCUCACCCUGGACCCAACUCCGCUGUAAGUUAGGGUCUGCAUUUGCCCACCGGGUUGUUCACCCCUAGCGAGGUCAAAGAUCUGCGACGUUGUGGUAUUGGUCCUUAGGUGACCCAACACGUUCUGCUAACUCUGAGACGCCCCGAUGGUGAGUGAUUGGAUGUAUCCCAUCCCACUGUCUUUCUGCUAGAUAAGCAGUUACGGCGAAUCUACGACGUUUCACAUCACCAAAUACCUGGCCGGUCGGCCUUGGCUACCAUGUGGGCUUUGGCCAUCAGCUUCUCUUUGAGCAAAGUGCUAUGAGCAAGGUCGAUUCAGUGUGCCACGUUUUACUGAGUACUCAGAACAGUGCUCUGAUGUUUUCAAGCCCGCUGCUUCUGCCAAGAGCUGAUUUGCCCCAAAGUUGGAAAAGAGUUCCACUUGACACAAUCCACAACCAAUGUUCUUGCAUUGAACAACAGAAUUGGACCAUCUCAUCAAGUCCUGGUACUCCAUCUGUGGGCACCGCAAACGGUACAUCUUCUUUUAGCGUUUCGUCUUCAUGCAAGCACUAUCAGUUAGGAUUGGGAAGAACCACUUAUGCAGUCACUGAUGUGUUCCACAGCUAACCUGGCCGAUUGUGCUCAAAAUCUACUUUGUUGCAAAGUUUGACGGCUUCAAGACAACCUUGUGUCUCUGAAUGGUGCCACAGACCUUUACUUCCGUUUGAACACUUUCAAGACCCUAUGAAUUGAAGAAAUGGUAUCAAGGUGACUUCAGGUCGCUUUAAACCCUGACCCGAGUUCUCGUCGCAUACGCUUGAAUGGUGUAAAAGCGUCCAAGUCUCUGAUGGGUCGGAUUCGCUUUCUUGUUAUCCAGUCUAUGAAAUCCAUGUGGGUCUGUGUCUAUCAAAUAUCUGCAUUAUUACAAGACUGUCAAAAAUCGAAUAUCUGUCUCUCUUGUGGCUCCAUUGUCCCGGCGCCCAUCCACAACGGGUCCAUGUUACACAUGCAUCGAUUCUUCACUCAUCCACCUAUCUGAUCUAGUGUAAGACUUCUCUGCAUGGCUGUACAUUUUUCCGCCAUGACCGGCUCCGGAGCCAACUUGGGCCCUCACCUUCGCACUGGAUACUCUCCACCAUACUAUGCCUUCCUUUUCCAGUAUCAGCCGUCACACGUUGCAUCUGAUCGAGGACGAAUACGAUCUGACACACGCUCAAUACUGCUCUGUGUGUGC
Messenger RNA from Exophiala mesophila, 3382 nucleotides. RefSeq lists its product as uncharacterized. The transcript has 2 exons. The record is from RefSeq and is a predicted model, not a curated record. Gene Ontology annotation, cellular component: cytoplasm; nucleus; cytosol. Gene Ontology annotation, molecular function: GDP-dissociation inhibitor activity. NCBI's taxonomy places the organism in Eukaryota, Fungi, Ascomycota, Eurotiomycetes, Chaetothyriales, Herpotrichiellaceae. Gene Ontology annotation, biological process: vesicle-mediated transport; protein geranylgeranylation; small GTPase-mediated signal transduction. The coding region runs from base 1058 to 2110 and encodes 350 amino acids.